AUGUCCGAAAAGAUCAAGGAGUUUGUUGAAAUCCCCCAACAAUUCGUCCGCGAGGGCACCCAGGUCUGCGCAUCGUCUUAUGCAUAUUAUUCUCGACUCACCAGCCAAGUUUUUGACACGUUGCACCAAGCCUUCCGACAAAGGUUCACUAUUCCUUGCUCUAUUUGUUCAAUAACCAAGCACUAUUCAGAGUUCUCUCAAAUCUGCAAAGCCGUCGGUGUAGGCUUCGCUGUUAUGGGCUUCAUUGGCUACUUCGUCAAGCUCAUUCAUAUCCCAAUAAACAACAUUCUUGUGUACGCCAUGCUUGUCAUUUCCCUCAGAAUCUCACUAAGACCUUCCAACAGCGGAGGGGCAUAG
This is a messenger RNA of Mycena indigotica, 357 nucleotides long. Its product is annotated as Protein transport protein Sec61 subunit gamma. Gene Ontology annotation, biological process: protein targeting; post-translational protein targeting to membrane, translocation. Gene Ontology annotation, molecular function: transmembrane protein transporter activity. The transcript has 2 exons. Bases 1 to 357 code for a protein of 118 amino acids. NCBI's taxonomy places the organism in Eukaryota, Fungi, Basidiomycota, Agaricomycetes, Agaricales, Mycenaceae. Gene Ontology annotation, cellular component: membrane; Ssh1 translocon complex. The record is from RefSeq and is a predicted model, not a curated record.